AGAAGUUUGAACCUUCGUAAACAAGACACGUGUUCUUAAAGGCAGCCAUUUUCUCAAUAGGUUCGAAUAGACAGAAUACGCGAUACGGAAAAACGAAUAAGAACGAUAAGAAUUGAUAUUUAAUAAGAAAAUUUACAGUUCGGGAAUGAUAAAUGAUUAAAUGAUUUUUAAUCCGUUUUGUUUAUCAUUUCAAUUUCACUGGUAGAUAUCAUCACGUAUGCACGUGGAAGUUUAUUUUUUGAACAGUUUUAUGUGGAAAUGUGAACCAAUUUUGCUCUAACAUUGUUUUAUAUGUUAACAGAAAUAUAAAUCUCGUGACGUUUAAAUUGAUCGAAAUUAUUAUGAAAUUUGUUUAAAAAUGUGUUCAUUUUAUAAAAAUUCCAAAAAUGUCAUUUUCUCUAGUAAUGACAAAUUACUCAUUUUUCCUGAGAUAACAAGUGAAACUUCAACUGUUCUGAAAUUAUCAACUUUAAGUAACAAGACAGAUAAAAAUAUAGAAAAAGAAAGUGAAUCAAAGUCUGCAAAUGAAUUAAAUGAAAAUGAACAAAAAGUUGUGUGUGGUGGUUUUUCUCCACAAAAUAAUUAUUUUGCUGUGAUUGAUGAAACUAAACAACUUUAUUUGUGGAAAAAUAAUCUUAAUGAAUUCUUACUACUCAGUAUAAGGAAAGUAAUUAGGAAGUGUGUGGUAUUAAAAUUUACACAUUCCGAAGAUGUAAUUUUAGUAGCAGAUAGAUCUGGUGAUGUAUAUUCUUUUUCUGUUAAUAAUCCUGAUCAGUCUGGAAACUUAAUCCUUGGCCAUCUUUCCAUGCUGUUGGAUCUGGUGAUUUCUCCAGAUGAUAAGUAUAUUAUUACAUGUGAUAGAGAUGAAAAAAUCAGAGUAUCCUGUUAUCCAAAUUGCUAUAAUAUACAUUCUUAUUGCUUAGGUCAUACAAAGUUUGUCAGUUGUUUAGCAAUGUUUCCAUCUCAUCCAGAAUUAUUAAUUUCAGGAUCUGGGGAUGGCACAUUCAGAAUUUGGAAAUAUAAAGAUGGUUUAUGCUUAUGUAACAGAAAUUAUGAAACUGAUGUUGAAAGAAAUAGGAAUCAAAACUUAAAGGAGAAAACUAUAAAAAAAUAUAAUGACAGUAAAUCUGAUAGAGCUACUACAAAUUUAGAAAAUGAUACAAACAUGAAUUAUGCAAUCAAACAAGUUCAAUGUUCUCAUAGGCAUAACAUUAUAGUAGCCUUAUUUGAUAGGCUGUCUUGUAUUAUAAUUUAUCAAUAUAAUUAUAAACCAGAAGAUUGUAUUUUCUCAGUUGUACAAAUGCAAAUAUUUGAAUAUUCUGCAGAACCAUGGAAAGUUGAGUUUUGUGAACAAGAUUUAUUAUGGCUAUUACUUCCUAUAAAAGACAAUGUUCUUAAUAUAUUGAAGUCUACAAUAUGUAAUGAUCAAUCAUGUAAAUUUGAAUCCAUUGAAACUACAAACAAACUUACAUCAUUAAUUAAUUCAGUUAAUGCAAACUGGGAAUAUUUUUCAGAAUCACUUCAUGUACAAAAUAAUUUUGAAAUUUUGUACAAAAAAUGGUAUGAUAAUAUGGAAGAAUACCAGGAAAAGAAAGAACAGAAAAAACAGGCCAAAAAGAAAAGAAAAUCAAAUCAUAAUUCUGAUAAAUAAAAGGUUUAAGUGAUUUGUUGACCUUUUAUUGCUUCUC
Molecule: messenger RNA, 1688 nt
Organism: Centruroides sculpturatus (bark scorpion)
Lineage: Eukaryota; Metazoa; Arthropoda; Arachnida; Scorpiones; Buthidae
Gene: wuho
Product: tRNA (guanine-N(7)-)-methyltransferase non-catalytic subunit WDR4-like
Exons: 11
Coding region: 359-1651 (430 amino acids)
Biological process (GO): RNA (guanine-N7)-methylation
Cellular component (GO): tRNA methyltransferase complex; nucleus; cytosol
Molecular function (GO): protein binding; tRNA (guanine(46)-N7)-methyltransferase activity
Source: RefSeq, a predicted model, not a curated record